Molecule: messenger RNA, 3036 nt
Organism: Jaminaea rosea
Lineage: Eukaryota; Fungi; Basidiomycota; Exobasidiomycetes; Microstromatales
Exons: 1
Coding region: 187-2946 (919 amino acids)
Biological process (GO): lipid metabolic process
Source: RefSeq, a predicted model, not a curated record
CUUUGCCAUCGAACCAACACCCCAACUCAUCCCCGCAAUCGAACGCUCAGUCGGCGUGUGAGAAAGAAAGCGCCACUAGCGCACGACAGUCACCUCUUCGACGUGGAAAGUAGCCCCUUAAUUACACAUAUAGCCACAGAGCAGCAACGGAACUUCUUCUCGUUCUCCCCACCUCAGUUCGCCACCAUGUCGUCGCCCACACCCGCGACAUCCUCCCCGCCACCCUCUUCCUCCAAUCUGUCCGAGUCCGAUGCCGACCUCGAAGAGCUUCAACGCGCCGUCCUCGAGAUCCCGGAUAGCGAUGAUGGCCAACUCGGAGGCGAGGAAGAGGCAAUCGAGAUACUAAGCACCGCAACGACGGAUUGGGAUCCCUCCUCGCCCUCCCCUGCGGCUCCUAUCCAAGACCUCCCACCGGGCAGUGGUCCUCUAGUCGGCUCUGGACCUCAAGGAGAGUGGGAGCUCUCCGACUGGUUGCGAGCUUCAGAACAAGGUUUGGGAGCUGCCUCAUCCGCCUCGUCGGCAGGCUUUAGCGUCGCGAGGGGGGUGACGAGCUUUGGACUUACAAUGGCCAAGCGUUUCACUCAGCUUGCCGUGGCACUCCCUGCCCUCCUCAUCGACUCGGCCAAUGGCUCCGUUCCCGGCUCAGAGCAGGCAACAUUCGGUGCCUUGGCUCACUCGAGUGUUGGGGGUUUCUACGACUUGAUCAGUACGUUGGCGCUGGGCGGUAUCGAUAUUGGAUCCGCCUUGACUUCCGCCGGGCUGGGCGCCGCUUCGAGUGGCGUGGAGGGGACGAGACGAGCGCUAGGAUCUGAAGUCACUCGAUCACUCGGGCAGUUCGCUCAGCUAGUCAAGCGCGAAUGGAACGCGCAAGGCGGCUUUCUCCCUCCCGGCGGCUUGCCACCAUUCGGCCUCACGGGCGUGACGCGAGCGCUGCUGGUGUGGAUCUGCAUUCAGAUGGUCACGCGCCGCGAAUACGAGAAGGGUAUGCUCAAAGAGCUGGGCGAGAUUGACGCAGUCGCUAUGCGCAAGGAGAUCGAGCACGAGCACGAGCAGGAGAGACAGAGGACGGCGAGGUUGAAUUCGGUCCGCAUUACGGCUGCAUCCGUUGGGCCGAAUGGUGAAGUGAUCGGUGCCGAAGUGGGAGCGGGUAGUGCCGAUGAGUCGAGCACAACCACCUCACCCACUGCGACCUCUGUAGCGCCACUCACUGACCGUGAGGCCAUGGCUGGACUACUGCGCUACUCUUCGCUCGUCCUGGCCGUCUACGGUGGCACAGCCCUGGCAUGGCUGGGCGCCCUACCCAAGGAGCAAGCUGAUGCUGCUCGCGUUCCUCGGCCUACACCAGCAUCACAAGGACUGCGCGAUAAUGGCCCUUUACCCGCCGACGGUCUGACUCGGGAGCAAGAUGAGGAGCAAUUCCUGCGAGCUGCGGCUAUGAUGGAUCUCACGGAGACGGAGCGGGAAGAAGAGGAACGAAGAUUCGCAAGGGCAGGCAACAGGCCCAUGGUCGACAGCUCUGGCCAAGUCAUCUUCGACGCCGGUGAUGUGCCCGGUGCAUUCACACCACGAGCCGCGGCGCCUGGAACCCCUGGAUCAUCUGCGGCAGCCGAUCCCUCGACCUCGACCACCACUGCUUCUGCAGCCCCGAAUACAGCCACAACAACGUCCGCGUACACGUAUCUCGGCCUCCUCUCGGGCGAGCACGACGAAGAGCUGUUCCAUCGCGUCAGCCAGCUUGAUCCUGAGCACGUCCGCCCAGGCUCAUACCAGCCACACCGGGAUGACCCGCCCGAGCAGCCGCGCCCUGCAGGAUCUGUUGCUCGUCCCAGCCAACCGCGCUACUACAUCGUCACCGAUCACAAGGCGCAGAAGGUCGUGCUGGUGCUGCGCGGCAGUCUCUCCCUGGGCGACAUCGCUGCAGAUUUGACGUGCGAGAGUCGCGAGUUCACGUUCCCAGGCUCGAAGGAAGAGGCUUCUGCCACAGCUGCGACGUCCGCGGCAGGUGUCCCGUUCCCCGCCACCGACGCCUCAACAUCGAUGCACAAUAGCGCUGCGCAGCCCGAGCCAGCACGACACGUCGUCCAUGAAGGCAUGUUCGAGACAUCCCUCCUUGUCGGGUCGCCCGGCGCACCCGUGCACCGAGCGGUGCGUCUCGCACUGGAGGCCUCCCCUUCGUACUCCCUCGACAUCACCGGCCAUUCCCUCGGCGGCGGUGUGGCGUCAAUUCUCGCCAUCCUCUGGGCGGACCCCAAGACCUGCCUCACCACCUCUGCUUCCGGUCUCCCCGCCGGUCGUCGCUUGCACGCCUACUGCUACGGCUGCCCUGCGACGAUGAGUCGCGAGCUGGGCGACAUGACAACGGCGCUCAUCACGACGUACGCCUACUCGUACGACCUGGUCUGCCGCCUCUCACUCGGCUCAAUUCUUGACAUUCGCAACGCCUCGGCCUGGAUCCUCUACGAGGACCAAGAAGCGCAACGACGCGCCGCCUCCACUCCUCAACAGGAUCAGCGCGGCUUUGACCCCUCGGAUCGCUCUACGCCGAUGCGAGUCGCAACUGUCAUGCGUCGUGCAUUCGAGCAUCAGGCGGGCAGGCUGGAUGGAGACCCCGAGGCGAAGGCUGAGAUGGAGCGAGACUUCUUGGCGCUAAGGAGGACGCUUGAGGCGAACAUGCACAACGUCCACCUGUACCCUCCCGGGCAGGUGGUUUACCUGUUCAGGGAGGGGGAUCUACUCCAGAGCCACUUUGAGACGGAGAUUGCGGCGCCGGUGAGCGAGGAAACUGCGGUUCCCGCCCCUUCUGUAGCCAAAGCUACGGAUAGGCAACGGGCAUUCAUGCUGCGUGGGAGGAGAGACAAGGUCUUCGAUCAGAUCGUCAUGUCGAGGAAGCUGCUCAGCUGUCAUAUGCCGCAACAUUAUGACUUGGCGCUGCGAGGGCUGGAAUGAGGGUUAGAGAGAGGGGUUGAGGGCAGUAUCACGACGCGGACCUUCUCCUUGCAUGCAAUACCAUUGAUGAGAUUUCUUUGAACCUACAAC